AUGCUUCCAGCGGCGCUUUAUAUAAGCGUUCUUAUCUGAUGAAUAUAUGGAACACGCUGAGGCUGAUUGUCGGUCACGUCAGAUAUUUGCAAAGCUAAUAAUGCUUAUGCAACAUUUGGUCAUAAAAAAACCAAUAAAAAAUCAAGGAAAAUCCGGUGAAAACAAAAAAUUUAGCCCCGCCUACAAAACCAAGCCACAUUCAAAAAUUUUGCAGAAUCUUGUAGAGUUUCUAAGCCCCGCCCACAAAACCAAGCCGCAUUCAAAAAUCUUGCAGAAUCUCAUGGAGUUUCUAAGCCCCGCCCACAAAACCAUGCCGCAUCAGAAAUUCCUGUGAAACUAGAAGUAGUGUCUCCUAAGCCCCGCCCACAAAACCGUGCCGCAUUCAAAAAUUUUGCAGAAUCUCAUGGAGUUUCUAAGCCCCGCCCACAAAUCCAUGCCGCAUCAGAAAUUCCUGUAAAACUAGAAGUAGUGUCUCCUAAGCCCCGCCCACAAAACCAAGCCGCAUUCAAAAAUUUUCCAGGUUCUCGAUCGACUUUGGACACCGAACUCGUGUUUUGUCAACAGCAAAUUCGCCGAAAUCCACGAUUCACCUUUCAAGUGAGUGUUUUUUGGCUGAAAAUUCUAGAAUCUGAAAUUUUUCAGAAACGUUUUCCUGAUGCUUUAUCCGAAUGGAACGGUUUGGGUGAAUUAUGUGAGUUGGAAAAAGUUUUUUCAGCCAGAAAAAAUCUGAAACUCUGAAAAUUUUCAGCGUGUCAAUGUGAAAGGGCCGUGUAAUUUAUCGCUGGAAUUGUUCCCGUUGGAUAUUCAGGAAUGCAAUUUGAUCUAUGAAAGGUGGGGGGAUUUUUUGGCGGGAAAUUUGAGAAUUCAAAAAAAAAGCCACGUGGAGAAAUUUUUAAUCGCGGGGAAAUUAUGAGAAUUUUCAAAAAAAUCACUGUUUCAAAAAUUACCUUCUGCGAAAAAUUGGUCUUCGUUGGCAUUCCCUAUUUUUUCCCUAUUUUAAUUCAAAUAAAAAUUCACUGUUUCAAAAUUUCUAGAUUUUUCAAACCUCGUUUCUUCAGCGAUAAGCUCAAACCAGAAUUUUUCGGGAAUAAUUUCACUGUUUCAAAAAAUGCAUAACUGAAAUUUAACAAGGAAAUUUUUAUUAAUUAUUUUGCUAGAAUAUUGCAAUUUGUUGUUACGAAAAAAUUUGAUGAAUUUUGAAUUUGGAAUUUUUGACAAAAGAUUGAAAAGCAUGCCACGUGGCAUAAUAUUGAGCGCGCGAAAUUUGAAAAAUAAACAGAAAUGAAUCUUAAAAUUUUUGUGCCAGGGAAUUUUCAAAAUAAAAAUAUCACUGUUUCAAAAAUUACGCAAAAUUUCUGCAAAAAGUUGGUAUUCGUUGACAUUUCUAUUUUUGAAAUAAAAAUUCACUGUUUCAAAAUUUCUAGAUUUUUCAAACCCCGUUCCUUCAGCGGUUAAUCCAAACAAGAAAUUUUCAAAAAUAAUUUCACUGUUUCAAAAAAUGCAUAACUGAAAAAUGAAAAAUGAAUUUUUCGAUGUCUCAUCAUCAUCAUGUAGACAUAAAAUUUCACUGUUUAAAAAUUUCAAUAUUUUUUUGUUAGAAUUUUGAAGUUUGUUCUUUCUCAGUUUUGUGGUUAGAAAAAUUCAAUUUAAAAAAACCUGCCACUUGGCAUAAAACUCGCGAAAUUCUAAAAAAAAAAACUGAAAUAAUUCCAAAAUUUUUGUGCCAGGGAAAAUUUCCGGAUUUUCAAAAUUUAAAAAAAUCACUGUUUCAAAAAUUCUAGAUUUUUCAAACCUCGUUCCUUCAGCGAUUCCAUUAAAGUUUUUAUUAUAAAUAAUUUUACUGCUUAACUGAAAAAUGAAAGCGAAAUUUUUGAUCUUGUAGACAUAAAAUUUCACUGUUUAAAAUUUUUAAAUAAUAAUUUUGUUAGAAUUUUGAAGUUUGUUGUUAUUUGGAAUUUUAAAUUUGUAAUUUUUGAUAAAAAAUUGAAAAGCAUGCCACGUGGCAUAAUAUUGAGCGCGCGAAAUUUGAAAAAAAACUGAAAUAAUUCCACGUGCAAAAUUUUUAUGCCAGGGAAUAUUUCGGGAUUUACAAAAUAAAAAUAUCACUGUUUCAAAAAUUACGCAAAACUUCUGCAAAAAGUUGGUAUUCGUUGACAUUUCUAUUUUUGAAAUAAAAAUUCACUGUUUCAAAAUUUUUAGAUUUUUCAAACUUCGUUGCUUCAGCGAUUCCAUGUAGAGUUUUUAUUAGAAAUAAUUUCACUGUUUCAAAAAAUUCAUAACUAAAAAAUGAAAGAGAAUUUUUCAAUGAAUUUUUCGAUGCAGACAUAAAAUUUCACUAUUUCAAAAUUUCAAUAAUUUUUUGUUAGAAUUUUCAAAAUUCAAUUUUGAAGUGUGUUGUUACGAAAAAUUUUAAAUUUUGAAUUUUGAAAAAAAGAAAGAAGGCCACGUGGGAUGAUAAUAUUUAGCGCGCGAAAUUUGAAAAAAAAACUGAAAUAAUUCCACGUGCAAAAUUUUUGUACCAGGGAAAAUUUCCGGAUUUUCAAAAUAAAAAUAUCACUGUUUCAGAAAUUACCCAAAAUUUUUACAAAAAAUUUAAAAAUGAACAAAAAAAAUUUCAAAAAAAAAUGCACUGUUUCAAAAAAUUCAUAACUAAAAAAUGAAAGAGAAUUUUUCGAUGUCUCAUCAUCAUCAUGUAGACAUUAAAUUUCACUGUUUCAAAUUUUUAAUAAUUUUUUGUUAGAAUUUUGAAGUGUGUUUCUGAUUUGGUCCACUGUUUCAAAAAAAAUCCAGGUGAAUUUUUGGCGGGAAAUUCUGAAAAUUCAAAUUUCAUGACUCCAGAAGUCCACGUAGCUUUUACAGGCCAAUUUCAAAUUUUCAAAACUCAAAUUUCCAGUUUCAAUUACAACAAUCAAGAAGUUCGAAUGGAUUGGCGGCCAGAAACACCGUACACAAUUCUAAAUGCGAUUCUACUGCCAGAUUUUAUUCUUUAUACAAUUCGAACCGAGCAAAAAUCUGUGGUGAGCUGGGAGCUACAGUAAGAUCUCGAAAAAAAAAUUAUUGAUUUUUUUCAGCCCUAUCCAGCUGGAAUGUGGGAUGAAUUACACGUGAAACUGAUUUUUGAGAGAAGAUACAUUUGGUAUUUUAUGCAAGCUUAUCUUCCAACUUAUCUCACCAUUUUUAUCAGGUAAAAUAAUUUUUUGAGGGGUUAAGGAAGGCUUCUAGGGGACUUUAGGGGCCUUUAGGGGCUUCAGAUUCUAAGAUGUUUUUGCUUCAAGAGUUAAAGGAAGGCAAAUCAAUUUUCAUUCUUCAAAUUUUAUUUUCCAAAAAUAUUGAAACCUAAAAAAUCCAUGAUGUUUUUCUUUUCUAGGGAAAAAAUUCACUGUUUCAAAUUUUUGAGAAAUAUUUUUGAAUUUACAUAAAGCCUUGAUUUGACGUGAGUGAUCUACUCGUAGAGGUUUAAAACUUUACUGUUUCAGAAAUUUUUCAGAACAAAUUCUGAUCAGAAAUCUGAAUUAAUAAAUCAUGGAAAAAAAUCAAAUUUUUCCAGAAAAAUUUGAAACCUGAAAGAAAGAGAUUUUUUUGAUAGAAAAAAUCAACUGUUUCAAAAUUUGUAGAAGAAAAAUAGGAAAUCAAAAAAUUCCCUGAUAACACGAAUUCACCAACAAUUUUUGAAUGUCCCUCCCAGAUUCCUUACCCAAAAUUAUUUUCCAGCUCGAUCUCAUUUUUCCCGGGUUCUGAAACCUACAAAAUCCGAGAAUUUUGUAUAUAAAAUUUACUGUUUCAAAAUUUUUAGAAAUAUUUUUGAAUUUUUAUAGAGUCUUAAUGCGACGUGAACAUCAUACUUUCAGAAGUUAGAAAAAAUUUACUGUUUCAGAAAUUUUUCAAAACAAAUUCUGACCAGAAUCCUGAAUUGAAAGAGAAAUUUGAAUCCUGAAAAAACUAUAUUUUUUGAGAGAAAAAUUUGCUGUUUCAAACAUUUUCAAAAAAAUUGUAAAUCAAAAAUUCCAUAAUCACAAACAAUAAUGGCUGAAAAUUAAGGUUUCCCAACCCAAAAAAAAUAUUUUCCAGCUGGAUCUCAUUUUCCUUGGGCUCAAAAGCAAUGCCAGCUCGAACAAUGUUAGGUGUCAACGCACUUUUGGCAAUGAUUUUCCAAUUCGGAAAUAUUAUGCGAAAUUUGCCACGUGUCAGUUAUAUCAAAGCGAUUGAUGUUUGGAUGUUGGUUUCGAUGUCUUUCAUUUUCUUGUCGCUGCUGGAAUUGGCUAUAAUUGGAUAUAAAACGAAGAAUGAUGAGGGACCAAGGAAAAAGUGUCCGCAUAAGAAGGUUGGGAUUUUAUUUUUGAAAAUUUUUGAAACAGUAGUUUUUUUUUAAUUUCUUUGAACAUUAAUUCUAUAAAAUUCAAAAAUUUAUCAGAAAGUUUUGAAACAGUGAAUUUUUUCGCUGACGAAAAAAAUUCCCCAAUUUUUUACGUUUCAAAAUUUAUAGUAAUACAAUUUUAAUGGAAGGUUAGUGCUAGGUUUAUUUUUGGUGUUCGAAAAAUUAUCAUGGUUACUGUGCAUUUUUGGGCCCCGAAAAAAGUCUCGGACCAAAAAUUGAGUUUUUUGGCUGAAAAUUAUUUGACAAAAAUUUCUCGUUUUUUAAAAUAUCCAAUUUAUUGAGAAUUUAUAAAAAUCAGAAAUUAUUUCUCGAAAUUUUGAAACAGUGGAUUUUUCUCUCUGAUUUUGAGGAAAAAAUUCCCGAAUUUUUUUAAGUUUCACAUUUUUUUGAAAAAUAAAAUUUUUUAUUGCCAAAUUAGUAGUGUUUUUGCAUUUCUUUUUCAAAAUUUUGAAACAGUGUUUUUUCUUUUUAAUUUCUUUGAACAUAUGUCUGAAUUAAAUUCUACGAAAUUAAAAUUAAAAAAUUAUCAAAAAAAUUUUGAAACAGUGAAUUUUUUUGCUGACGAAAAAAAUUCCCGAAUUUUACGUUUCAAAAUUUAUAGAAAUCAAAUUUUAAUGGCUGAAGAUUAGUGCGAAAUUUAUUCUCGUUGUUGGAAAAAUUAUUAUGGUUACUGUGCAUUUUUGGUGCUUGCAUUUUUACGCUGAAAAUUUCAAACUUGAGACAAAUGACUUUUUUUUGUUCACCGGGGAGAAUGUAUUGAGAUUCUAUGAAAAAAUAAAAUUAUUUCUGAAAAUUUUGAAACAGUGAAUUUUUCUCUCUGAUUGUGAGAAAAACAAUUCCCGAAUUUUUUAGGUUUCAAAUUUUUUUGAAACAGAAAUGUUUAUUCUCGAAAAUUAGUCAAAUUUCUUUUUUUGUAGUAGAAUUUCUCUUGACUACUGAAUAUUUUAGCACUAAAAUUGUGAAAUAAAAAACAUUUUUCGGACUGCAAUUUUGUUUCUUCACCAAACGACCUUAUAGCUGAAUAUUUUGAAGAACUCAGAUUUAUGGUAAAAAAUUUUGGAUCUCCAGAUUUAUUUUUCAACAUUUUGAAACUGUGUGUUUUCUCUUUGAAAUUAAAUUUUGAAAAUUAAAUGCGAAAAUUUUAAAAUGAUUGAAAUUCUAUGAAAAAAAAAUUAUUUCUCAAAAUUUUGAAACAGUGAAUUUUUUCUUGUGAAAAAAAUUCCCGGAAUUUUUACGGUUUCAAAAUUUUUGGAAAACAAAAUUUAAUCACUGAGGUUUGAUUUCUCAUUUUCUUCUUUUCGGAAUAAAAAACACGAAAUUCAGAAAAAAACAUUUCACGAAUUUUUGAAUUUAGUGUAUAUUUUUUCACUGUUUCAAAAAAUCAAUAUAAAAAUUGGUCAGAUAUUUUUUUUUGAUUUUUUUUUGAAAUGUACAAGAGUUCAAAUUUUAAUAAUUUUAAGUUUUUUCACUGUUUCAAAAAAGUUUUAUUGAAUUUUCAUUAUAAAUUUAUUUUGAUAACGCGACAUCGGAAGUUACGUAAUUCGAAAAACAUUGCUCAUAUGAAACUACACUAACCCUAGGCUUAUUUCGACUCAAAAUGUCCCCUACAGUAAUUUGAAGGAACACACUCCCCCUGAAAAAUUCUCAAAUUUUUCCAGCUAAUCGAUAACUUUGAAAGUUCCCCGGCCGGAUUAUGUCGAUACGAAAAACGUUUUAUGCUUCCGGUGGAACGUCGUCAAAUCGGUUGGCCCGCAUAUUUGCGUUUUCGAUUCUUGCGCGAUGUUUGGAACCUGUCGCCGGAGAAAAUCGACAAAAUUUCGUCGAUUAUGUUUCCGGCGUGUUUUGCCAUUUUUAAUGUGAGUUUUUUUUUUUGAAGGUUAAACUUAAUUGGCUUAUUGUUAGAAGAUUCGGGGGUACUGUAGGUCAUUUUGGCGCCAGAAAUUUGGGUUUUGAAAUUUUUUAAUUACUGGAAUUUCGAUUCUACUGUAGACGCAAAAUUUUUCUAAACUUUGAACAUUUUUUGAAACAGUAAGUUUUUUUUAUGAUUUCGAUCUCUCUCGUUCGAUUUUAUUCUAAAUUACAGUACCCUUAAACUACAGUAAUCCAGGCGGGCUACAGUACUCUCAAAUACCGUUUUUUUCAAAAAAAAAAUUCACUGUUUCAGAAAAUUUCCAAAAUUUUUGUAGUUUUUGGAUUUUCGAUAAUUGUCUUAGUUGUGAUCCUGUUCCAAACUACAGUAAUCUAACUACAGUAAUCUAUGUACAGUAUCCUAUCUACAAACUACAGUACUCUCAAGUACCAAAAAUUUUUUCAAGAAUUUUUUUUUCAUUGAAAAAAAUUCACUGUUUCAGAAAAUUUUCAAAAUUUUUGUAGUUUUCGAAUUUUCAAUGAAUAGUGUUCGCGUUUACAACAAGAAUCGAUACAGUACACCUAAGUACCGUACUUUAUUCCAAAACAACAUUUUUUUCCAUUUAAAAAAAAAAUUUGUUUCGAAAAAAUUCGAAAUUUUCUAGAUUUUUAAAAUUUCCAUUCACUCACUGAUCAGCGACAGAAUACAGUAAUCUAACUACAGUAACCCGAGAUACAGUACAUUUUUCCAGAUCGUCUACUGGUCCUAUUACUACAACAAAAAACUGGAAAAAGCGGCUUCGAUGAAUCUUCGCGAUCAACCGGAUGUCUAG
Messenger RNA from Caenorhabditis angaria, 7056 nucleotides. NCBI's taxonomy places the organism in Eukaryota, Metazoa, Nematoda, Chromadorea, Rhabditida, Rhabditidae. The record is from the annotation of a GenBank genome assembly.